AAGUCUACCUUUCUGUGUUUCAAAGGUGUCUUAUACUUGCAUGCACAACUAAUUAAGCUUGAUUUGUCAUUGCUUCUCUAAUGGUCAAAAAUUUUCUAGUUUUGGUGCUGCAAAACACAUUGUCCUUUAUCUUAGAGGAACCAUUCUGGCUUCCCUGUGUUCAUAAUGUUGAAAACUCUUCUAACCUCAAUUUCUGGUUCUAUAGGACUGAAAUGAGCCAGUAGCUGAGAACUGACUUAAGAAUGGGGGGGGUGGUGUGGUGUUAGGUAAUAAAGACACUGAAACCUGGAUAGCAGGGGCUUCUGAACCUGAAGAUCUGUAAAAGUGCUUGUUUAAAUAAACAUUCUUAAAAUGUUUGUCACCAGAUGAAGUAAACAUUGCAUUGAAAACAACCCCGCCUCCUGAAGACUGGUGCCUGCUUUGAUAAGGGAAAGUUGGGUUUGGGGUGGAGUGGGUUUUUUUUUUCAUCUCCCAGUUUCUGAUUACAGCUGAACCUAUUCCAGAAAGUCAAUGAAUACUAAUGAGUUGUACUUUCUACUUUAACCUGGUUUUUUUCCCCCUCAAAUAAAUCCACUAUGUAAGGACUUGUCUUGCAAAACUGAUCACUUGGACUGCACAAAACCUUGAACAGAAAACUGUGCUGAUAGAACAUGUGUCAGUGUCACACAAGUGGACAAAAAACUGAUCCUUGAGCAGGGUGAAGCUGUGUGCCUGUACUUGCCUGGUGAAAAACCAUUCCCUUUGAGAAAAACCGUUCCUUUGAGCCUGCUGCUGUCUCCCGCAGCUUCUGCUGAGUCACCUUUGGUGUCCUUUGCCAGGCACUUUUGAUGGCUUCCCGUCCAGCCUUUCUGCAGCACCUCCUGGCAGGGGCCCGAGCAGGUGCUUGCCCUUUUCCCUGCUACGCUGUAGCUGCCACCCGCAGUGACCGCCUGGCUUCCAGGGCUGUCGCAAAGGUGGCUCUGCUGCAGCCCUGCAGACAUCCCUGGGUCAUUCUCUUACAGUUAUUUUGGUGUCAGGAGUUUUUAGGCAUGAAUGUCAUACUGAUGGGGUUUUUUUCCUUUUUUUUUUUAAAUUUUUUUUUCUGGCUCUCACAUCCUUAUUUGGAGGGAGGACUUCCAGGAGACUCCUGCAGAAAGGGAGCAAUUCUGAGCAGCAGAAAGUGUGUCAGCUUAGGGUGGGAAAUAUGAGUCAGGUGAUUUAUUUUCUUGUUUCCUGGGAGAUAAAUAUGUUUAUGGGCUGUUUAAAGGGAUUCAGAAUUUUAGACACGUGAUGGAUUUGUGGUUUUGAGCUGCAGUCCCUCUGCUGCAGUUGCUCUGUCAGCUGCCUGUCAAUACAAUGUGCUGUAAACUGCCACCUGCAAUGUCAGCAAAGAAAAAAAGUGAUCAAAAUAUCUGUCAGCAAAGAAGCAAUUACACUACUUACCACCAGUUCAUCAGAACUUAAUCUUUAAACAGCUAAGGAUGCCAGACAAAUUAGUCCACCCCAUAAUACUGUCCCACUUGAAUUCAUAAAGUGUAUGGCAGAAGGAGGAAAGGCCCUGGUUAUUCUAGUGUAUGAGUUUAAAAUACUCAUGGCUGCAAUACUGUAGAUAUGAGUGUGCUGCAUAGCAAGCUGGUUACUCAUAGCUACAGUGUUGUAGAUACGACUCUUCUGCAUAGCAAAUGCGUUUUACACAAGCACUAAAGCCAAGAAGUUUGGCACUAACCAAAAGAUUAAUGAAAUACUGAUGAUCAUCAGUAACAACCCUCAUUCUCCAUGAUGAGAUAUUAUCAUGAUUCCAAUAUAAUUAAAAAGAGCUGUAUGUGCUGAUUUCUGGUUUAGCAGAUCAAUAUUGCAAAGCGAGUAUAGUGAGUGAGUGGCCAAGCUGAACUCUAAAUAUAGACUGCGAGGGGCAGUCUGUUUCACAGCUAUCUUCAUGGGUACUGCAGGACUCGACAGGCUCCUAUGGGACUAAAAGUAGAGAGAGGAACUGCAGAACAACUUUUCUUCACAUGAUAUUCACUGGCUGAUUUCUUCCAUACUGGCACAUUACCUGAAUGCAGUUAUGUUGAAUCUGGUCACACUGUGUUCUAUAUUCCUUGGAGAGGAAGAGAAGGCUCAGAAGCAUGUCAAGAGGACAGUUAACCCAUCUAGGAUUUAAAAAUGACCCUUAGGUGCUUAACACAUGUCAUCAAGGGAGGUUUGCAUCCCACAAAGCGCUGAUUUAUGUUGGCAGAUAAAAUUGAACUUGGGAGCUUUAUAAAAUACUGAACAGAGACAAUGGAGAAGCCUUCCUUGGAAUUUAACCUGCCUGGUAGUCAUGAAGAAGGAAAACUUUAUGUAGUUGAUUCCCUAAACAACCUAAACAAGCUGAAUGUUUGUCCAGAUGAAUCCCAACAUUCACUAGAUGAGGAAGAGAACACUGGUGGUACUGCAGAAAGUACAGCAGGGAGCCAUGCAAGAAACCAGCGUUUGUUCUUCGUCACCUUUAUUCUUACUUUGACCGUCAGUUUGGCACUUGUUUCAUUUGUAAUAUUCUUAAUAUUUCAAACUAGAAAUGAAGUGGACCAAAUAUCAAGCAGGCUACUAUCUGAAAAGAAGAACAUAGAAGAGCUGAAGAAACUUAACAGUAUUAUAUUAAAGCAUCUGAAUCAAUCCAGAAUUAAGGAAAAGCCUUCUGAUCUUCGUGAUUACCUCUUUACCCAUGCUGAGAUCAAAGUCCCUGGAGAAUAAAUCUCCUUUGGAAAGAAAUUCAGCAUAUUCAUAACUCAGACAUGUUCACAUAUGGCACACAGGUUGCUGAAACAUGGUUGCUGAAACAUUGCUGGAAAAGCCAGCUGAAUGAAAAAUAUUAGCAAUUAGUAUUUUACCCUGUUUUAUGUGGACAUAGAUUUGUAAUACUAAGCCCAUAGGAUUCACAAUAACCCAUGGAUUGUUAGUCUGGGGCAAACUUCCAGAUUCCCUGUGCAUUGUAAAUCACAAGGGUAAGGGCCUAGUUUUACUUUAAAUGUAAGUGAAUGAUCACAGAAAACCACGAGUUCUAUUCACAUGAUUUCAGCAUGACCUUGUUCACUUAAUCAUUCUUCUGUAACCUUUGUACAAGCUUUCUGUUUGUUUCUAUUACUAUUUGUAUUUAAGGAUAACUUCAGAUUUCAUAACUUAUAAAUAAAUCAAUUUCUGGUCUAGAGUUUUGUGGUUUUCCCUU
Passer montanus (Eurasian tree sparrow) is the source of this 3184-nucleotide messenger RNA. RefSeq names its product leucine rich single-pass membrane protein 1 (gene LSMEM1). The transcript has 5 exons. The record is from RefSeq and is a predicted model, not a curated record. Lineage: Eukaryota; Metazoa; Chordata; Aves; Passeriformes; Passeridae. Bases 2260 to 2712 code for a protein of 150 amino acids.